Neoarius graeffei (lesser salmon catfish) is the source of this 2194-nucleotide messenger RNA. It is a transcript of the gene eif2a, whose product is annotated as eukaryotic translation initiation factor 2A. Gene Ontology annotation, biological process: translational initiation. Gene Ontology annotation, cellular component: cytosolic small ribosomal subunit. NCBI's taxonomy places the organism in Eukaryota, Metazoa, Chordata, Actinopteri, Siluriformes, Ariidae. The transcript is spliced from 14 exons. Gene Ontology annotation, molecular function: tRNA binding; mRNA binding; ribosome binding. The coding region runs from base 24 to 1772 and encodes 582 amino acids. The record is from RefSeq and is a predicted model, not a curated record.
UUCCCGACUACUUCCGGUUCAACAUGGCGCCUCCCAUACCUCACUUAGCAGUUCGAGGGUCUGAUGGCACAUUUCUGCUCCGCGGACCACCGAACUAUGAGGAAAGUCCCAUUUUCCAGCGAGAUGAACGAAUGAGCAAAUAUGUGACUUUCAGCAGGGAUGGAACUUUGUUUGGCUGGUGCAAUGGGGAGAAGGUCAGCGUGAUUAAAGUUGCAAAUGGAGAUUUGGUGAAAUCUUUUGAUCUCCCAAAAACGACCUUCCUGGCAUUUUCUCCUCUUAACAAAGUGUUGGUUACAUGGAAGCAGUACACCAAAUCACAAGAUAAUCCUCAGGGUGAGGCGAACCUCCAGUUGUGGGAUCUGCAAACAGGAAACUGUUUCAAAGCCUUUUACCAGAAAAAAGUAGAGGGAUGGUGUCCAAGUUGGGCAGAUGAUGAAAGUGUUGCAGUGAGAUGUGUGAACAAUGAGCUGCAUUUCUUCGAGAAUAAUAACUUCGAAACCAUUGCCAACAAACUUCAUCUUCAGAAGGUAUCAGCCUUUGCUCUGUCACCAGGAACCCAGCCAAGCAAGGUUGCUGUCUACGUUCCUGGAAGCAAGGGUGCCCCCUCUUUUGUCCGGCUUUAUCAGUACCCUAAUUUCAGCGGUCCUGCCUCAGCUCUGGCCAACAAAAGCUUUUUCAAGGCUGAUAAAGCGACCAUGCUGUGGAACAGAAGAGCCAGUGCAGUUCUAGUUACAGCUAGCACAGAAGUGGAUAAAACGGGCGCAUCGUACUACGGAGAGCAGACAUUACAUUAUCUCGCAAUAAACGGAGACAGUGCAGUGGUUCAGCUCCCAAAGAAUGGCCCUAUUUAUGAUGUGACAUGGAGCCCCAGCUCUUCAGAAUUUUGUGUUGUUUAUGGCUUCAUGCCUGCCAAAGCCACAGUCUUUAACUUGAAGUGCGAGCCAGUUUUUGACUUUGGCACAGGUCCACGCAAUGCUGCUUUUUACAGUCCACAGGGCCACAUCCUGGUCCUGGCAGGCUUCGGAAACUUGAGAGGUCAGAUGGAGGUGUGGGAUGUGAAGAAGUACAAGCAAGUGUCCAAACUGCAGGCUGCAGACACCACAUUCUUCUCCUGGUGUCCGGAUGGAGAGCACAUUGUUACAGCAACUUGCUCACCCAGGCUCAGGGUCAGUAAUGGUUAUAAGAUCUGGCACUACACCGGCACAGUUCUGUACAAGCAAGACACACCAGCAGGGAAGGAACUCUGGGAGGUGAUCUGGCAACCUUUCCUACCUAGAACAUUCCCAGAGAAGGCAGUGAAGUACCAGGCAGCUGCAAGUGAGCUCGGUAGCACUGAAGCUAAGCCGACGCAGGCCUACCGUCCUCCUGCCCUGCGCAACAAACCGGAGAGCAGCAGCAGCCUCAAACUACAUGAAGAGGAACCACCCCAGAACAUGAAGCCUGGUGCUGGAGACAAGCAGAUGUCCAAGGCAGCUCUGAAAAACCAGAGAAAACGGGAGGCAAAGAAAGCGGCGAAACAGGAAAAUAAAUCUGAAGAAGUUCCUAUUCCGCCUUCAGAGCCUCCACCCACCAGACAGAUUCCUGUAGCAUCCACACAUGGAGACCCUGAAACUGAUAAAAAGAUUAAGAACUUAAAAAAGAAACUGAAGGCGAUUGAUGAGUUAAAGGAGCAACAAGCAACAGGCAAACAAAUGCAGAAAAAUCAGCUGGAGAAAAUUCAGAAGGAGGCACAGCUGCUGAAGGAGCUCGAGGACCUUGAAUUAGGGCUGUAACUAAUUUUCCAAUCCAUUCACAGCACUACAGCUUAAUGCACACAAGGAGCUGAACCAGAGCCCGUUGGACUUGAUGCCAGAUAAAAUUAAACAUUCAUGAACAAAUAAUUUGUUGCAGUUUAUUCUUCCUCUUUUAACACACAAGGUGAUCCAUGAAACAUUGCCUGGCCCUCUAAAGGCAUUUCUGCUAUGCAAUGUUGUUUAUAGUUUGAGGGAAGUUUUGUUAUUCGACACGUGAUGAAACUGGUGGAUUAAUGAUACUGCAGUGCAUAACGGUUUGAAGUAGUGCAUUUCUGUGGAACAUCAUGAAAUGCUACAAUGUUGGGGUUGAUUUUUUUAAGUGUUUUCUCCAUGCUGCCAAAUAUGUUGAAAUUUCCAUCAGCAAGACAAAUAAAGAACAUCAUGAAAGUACACCAUGAAAA